UAUGGAGGGAUCCUGCGCGGGUUUCCGUAAGGUGAGACAGCGUGGCCUUUUCCUGGCUGAUGCUAGUGGCCAGGAGCUGGUCAGCAGGCUGCUGCACCUGUACUUCAGGGACGGCAAGACCAAAGUCAGCGGGGAUGCACUGCAGCUUAUGGGGGAGCUUCUGAGGAUCUUUGUCGUGGAGGCAGCUGUCCGAGGGGCCCGCCAGGCCCAGGCAGAGGACGUGGCGCUUGUGGAUGUGGACCAGCUGGAAAAGGUGCUUCCUCAGCUGCUCCUGGACUUCUAGGGCUACUCAUCCUCCUGAGGCCACCCCCAGGAAGCCAGUGCCCUUGCAAAGCUGGCCUGUGUCUUUUGUGGCACUAAGAGGUCUGCAGUGGAGUGACAAGUGUUAACACCUGGUUCCCAAGAGCCUCCUCCAGUGUUUGAAGAAGACGAAGGACCUAGCACUUGUUGCUCUCCCCCGUAUCCUGUCCCUAUGGCUCCCAGCCCAGUGAGACAGCCUCUGGGUCAGAGAGGCAGGUACAGGGAACAGGUGGACUGGCCUGCCUCCCUGUCCCAGCCAUGCCAGCACCUGGGGUGUGGUGGCCACCCCAGCAUCAAAGCCCACCUGCAGCCUGUUAACCACAUGGCCCUCCCCUGGAGGGUGCCUCCCAGGCUAUCAAUUUGUUCUUACAGAGCCACACUAAUAAAUCAACAUCUCUUCUCCCGG
Molecule: messenger RNA, 706 nt
Organism: Sciurus carolinensis (gray squirrel)
Lineage: Eukaryota; Metazoa; Chordata; Mammalia; Rodentia; Sciuridae
Gene: Cenpx
Product: centromere protein X
Exons: 6
Coding region: 2-283 (93 amino acids)
Biological process (GO): replication fork processing; resolution of meiotic recombination intermediates; kinetochore assembly
Cellular component (GO): Fanconi anaemia nuclear complex; FANCM-MHF complex
Source: RefSeq, a predicted model, not a curated record